AUGGAUUUAGUUUUAGAGGUUUGCGAUAGGUACGUCUUCGAUGAGGUUUACGCGAGGGUGUUGCCUGCGUCGAUCACGUCUCAUUUUUCGAACAAUGCGCAGUCACUGCUGGGGUUGAACAGGGGGUUCAGCAAUUCGACUUUCCUGGAGGAAAGCUUGCACAGUCUCAACAACUUGCCGCGGGUCAACAAGGAUGUGUACGGGUACACGCCAUAUCUGGUGGAUUUCACGCAGAGAACGUUCGAGUCGUUGCUGCCACGUUACAACAUGCUGAGAGAGUUUCUGUCGCUUUGGGCGAUCGUUACCGUUUUCGGAUGGUUGUUGUAUCUGAUUGCAGCUAGUUUGAGUUACGUGUUUGUGUUCGACAGAAGCAUCUUCAACCACCCGCGUUACUUGAAGAACCAGAUGUCGCUGGAGAUCAAGAUGGCGCUGAGUGCCAUUCCCAUCAUGUCUGUGUUGACGGUACCUUGGUUUUUGAUGGAAUUGCACGGCCAUUCCAGACUUUAUAUGGAAGUCGACUGGGAGAACCACGGAUUGCGCAAAAUAUUUGUAGAGCUGGCUUCUUUCCUUUUCUUCACGGAUUGCGGUGUUUACUUGGCUCACAGAUGGCUGCAUUGGCCACGGGUCUACAAGGCGCUUCACAAGCCACAUCACAAAUGGUUAGUUUGCACUCCUUUUGCUUCGCAUGCAUUCCACCCGGUCGACGGUUACUUGCAAUCCAUCUCAUACCACGUUUAUCCAGUCGUAAUGCCACUAAACAAAGUGUCUUAUUUGAUCUUGUUUACAUUCGUUAAUUUCUGGACAGUUAUGAUUCACGAUGGCCAACAUAUGUACAACAAUGCUGUUGUCAACGGUACGGCUUGCCACACGGUUCAUCAUCUAUAUUUCAAUUACAAUUAUGGUCAAUUUACCACUCUCUGGGAUAGACUAGGUGGCUCUUACCGUAGGCCAGAGGACGAGCUAUUUGAUCCUUCUUUGAGAUCAAAGGCUACUAUGGAAAAGCAGAUCAAAGAAUGUGAAAGAUUCAUCAAAAUGAUGGAUGAUGAAGACGAUUCUUAUAGAGUCUAUGGCACUGAGGAAAGAUUGAAGAAAGUCAACUGA
This is a messenger RNA of Zygotorulaspora mrakii, 1101 nucleotides long. RefSeq names its product C-5 sterol desaturase (gene ERG3). Gene Ontology annotation, molecular function: iron ion binding; oxidoreductase activity. The record is from RefSeq and is a predicted model, not a curated record. The transcript has a single exon. Gene Ontology annotation, biological process: lipid biosynthetic process. The coding region runs from base 1 to 1101 and encodes 366 amino acids. NCBI's taxonomy places the organism in Eukaryota, Fungi, Ascomycota, Saccharomycetes, Saccharomycetales, Saccharomycetaceae.